GCCGUGUACUUUGUUUCCGGUCGGAGACAUGAGAAUGUAGGGACCGCGUACAUGUUGUGUACACCAGAAACAGCCACGCUGAAAGUAGUCAGCGACUCCUCGAAACACCUGCAUGGAAAACUUUGAGGCACAACAUUUUAAAACAUCGUGUAUUUAUAUCCACUGAAGAGGAGGGAGAAGUUACCCGCGCUGUGACGUCACCUCCCCGCCACCAUGAAGAUCAAGAGACAGAAACAAGCCAAGAAAAACAUCAGCUUCUACAAAUACAACUUCAGCUUCAGGCAGCCGUUUCAGAUCCUCCUCGACGGAACCUUCUGCCAGGCGGCUCUGAAGAACAAGAUCCAGAUUAAAGAGCAGAUGCCCAAGUACCUGAUGGGGGAGGUUCAGCUGUGCACCACCAACUGUGCACUGAAAGAACUGGAGACUCUGGGGAAAGAGCUGUACGGAGCCAAACUCAUCCUGCAGAGGUUUCAGGUCAGGAACUGUGCUCAUUUCAAGAGCCCAGUUCCUGCUUCGGAGUGUCUGCUGUCCAUGCUGGGGGAGAGCAACCCACACCACUACUUUGUAGCCACGCAGGACCACUCACUGACCACAGGCCUGAAGAAGAUCCCGGGCGUUCCUCUGUUCUACAUCAUCGCCAACACCAUCGUGCUGGACAAACCCAGCCAGGGGUCUCUCGAUCAUGUCCAGGCCGUCCAGCUGGGGGAGCUGGUGAGCCCGGCCCAGCAGCAGAGCAUCCGCAGCCUGAAAGAGGAGCAGGGCAUCGGCCAGAAGGACGGAGAGAGGCGAGGGAGGAAGAGGAGGAGGAAACAGAGUCAUCCUAACCCUCUGAGCUGCCUGAAGAAGAAGAAGAAAGGAGUGCCGACGCCGCCCCUGAAGAAGACGGAGGAGGGGGAGAAGAGGAAAAGAAAUCGACACAAGAAGCAGAAGACGGAGGAAGGUGAUAACGUGUCUGCUCCUGCAAUAACAAAUACAUAAUGUGGCAGGAAGACAGAGACUCAAACUACUUUGUUUCUUGCAAAAAUAACAUUUGAAGAUGUCAAAUAUUUUCAUGUUUAAUAUAAAACCCAAACUUGUGCUCUGUUCUUCUGAUGUCACCACAGUGAACAUGUUCAUGUUUAUUACCCACAAUGCCAUUUUAAAAUCUCUGUAUUUAUUUUCUCUUGAAAAGUUCUGCGACAGAUUCCAGGACUCAGACAGAAACACAACAAUAUUUUCAGUAUUCAGAGGAUUUGUCUCUGGCUUUUAUAGAAAAUAUAAAAGCAGGUUUACAGGCACAUAGUUUAAGAUAUAAGCUGCACUCAGACAUUACAUGACGUACAGUUUCCAUGAAAGUGGAUUUUAAAAACCAUGCGGCUGUCUAUUGCAGAAGCAUGAGGAACAAGUGUGAUCACAAUGACUUGGUGGUCUGCUUGUUUUUACGCUGUGUGAUUUGUUAUUUCUGCUGGAUUCAGUCUGGAGCGAGAGUCCAAACAAUGACACACAUUCUUAAUACAGUAUGUCCAUUCAGACUUCACUUGGUCAUGUUCACAGUGUCCAAGUUGAUUACUUAUUAGUUUUACUAAUAAAAAAACUACUCAUUCUCUAUAGCUCUCAUAUAUUACAACAUUGAGUAUGAGCAUUGAAUAUAUUAUCUACUUCAUGUCCAAGAUUACUGUGUUAACACAACAGCUGAAUUGUUUUCUUUAUCAAGGUUAUACAACAUUAAUAUAGAGCUGCACUCUGGCUGUUUUCCUGAAACUUUCCAGAGGGGCUGUAUGUGAAAAACGCAAGCCCAGAGUAAAAUGUCUGAGGGAGCACAUGUAAGAAUAGAGCGGGAAAACAUCUGGCGAGCAAGCGGGUGGGCGUGUUGUGACGUUUGAAACGAACAAUGGAUGUGAAAGUGAAGGAAUAGAAAAGAUGCUGACAAAUUGCUAUUGUUUUCAACAUUACUGCUUUUCUGCAGUGAAAUGUAUACGUCAUGUCUCCUCCACCCAGACGCCAGCCCUUGCCUGAAUGUUCUGGAAUUGUUCCUGUUGUUGUGAACACUCCUGACCUGGACAAUCUCCUGCUGCGUUCUGGAAAAUGUCAGGACAUUGUCUGGACUUGUAACUCAAUGAUUACCCAGUUAUAAAAGGGACAUUGGAUUAAA
Paralichthys olivaceus (Japanese flounder) is the source of this 2131-nucleotide messenger RNA. RefSeq names its product UTP23 small subunit processome component (gene utp23). Gene Ontology annotation, molecular function: small ribosomal subunit rRNA binding. NCBI's taxonomy places the organism in Eukaryota, Metazoa, Chordata, Actinopteri, Pleuronectiformes, Paralichthyidae. Gene Ontology annotation, cellular component: small-subunit processome; nucleolus. The record is from RefSeq and is a predicted model, not a curated record.